Molecule: messenger RNA, 1032 nt
Organism: Pediculus humanus corporis (human body louse)
Lineage: Eukaryota; Metazoa; Arthropoda; Insecta; Psocodea; Pediculidae
Product: DNA-damage inducible protein ddi1, putative
Exons: 5
Coding region: 1-1032 (343 amino acids)
Biological process (GO): proteolysis
Molecular function (GO): aspartic-type endopeptidase activity; protein binding
Source: RefSeq, a predicted model, not a curated record
AUGAAAGUCACGGUAACAACUCUUUCAGACAGUAUAUUCGUACUUGAUGUUAGUGAAGAUUUGGAGCUUGAAAAUUUCAAAGCAUUUUGUGAAAUUGAAACGGGUAUUCCUGCCAAUGACAUUGUCAUUUGUUUCAACGGCCGACCUUUAAGAGAUGAAAAAAAAUCAUUAAAAAAACAUGGAAUUAAAGAUGGUGAUGUCGUUAUUUUACAACAAAUGUUAGGAAGUGGUUCACAAAUCAUGCCUGGUGCAUCUAGCAGUAGAGGUUUUUCAGUAAAUAUAAAUGAUGAUCCAGCCCUUAUUAGAAAUAUGUUUCUCGCAAAUCCAGAACAAGUUGCUUUACUCAAACAAAAUAAUGCAAGACUUGCCGAUGCUUUAUUAAGCGGUAACUUAGAACUAUUUAUGAAAGUUCUUCGAGAACAAGUUGCUGCAAGGCAAGAAAGACAAGCUCAGAGACUGAGAAUGAUGAAAGCAGAUCCUUUUGACACUGAAACCCAAAGAAUGAUUGCAGAAGAAAUUAGACAAAAGAAUAUUGAAGCUAAUAUGGAAGCAGCAAUGGAAUAUAAUCCUGAAACUUUUGGAACUGUUGUUAUGCUUUACAUAAAUUGCAGGGUUAACGGAUAUCCAGUUAAAGCUUUUAUCGAUUCUGAUUUAAAAGGAAACGUACUUCGAAUAGGAACAACGGGAACGGAAACGCCAUUUUUAGCCGAAAGUGAAUUACCCGAAUACGCUCGUCUUAGUUGUAAUAGCGUAGAGGAAGCCGUGCGUCAAAGCAUAAGAGAAAUUGAAGAUGAAGCUUUACAAAAAGCUCUCGUCGACAGUACAAAAGGAAAUAAAAACAGAGGAGAUGGUGAUCGUGAGGGUUUGAAUUGUUUGGAAGUUGGACCAACGGAUAAUUUCACGGAAAGCGACGUUAAAGAAAUUGAAAAAAUGGGAUUCGGACGUGAACAAGUUUUUUCAGAGCUGAGAAGAUUUCACGGUGAUAAAACAAAAGCAAUGGCCGCUUUAUUUGCCAAAUCGUUGAAAUUUUAA